UAGAGAACGCGAAAUUAAUACCAAUUGUUGAGAAAGCUGUGAAUGCUACUACUUGGCCUGCAAAUCUCCACAAGUCAAACUUUCCUGAACCUGAAGAUAUAUACUCUGCCGUGAAGCCAUCGCAGAGGAGGGGAGGAGAAGGAUAUUUGUUCGGCGGGGUGAUGUCUCUGAUGAUGGGGUUAAUGACAGUGGUGAGGCUAACGAAGAACAUGCCAAGGAAGCUCACUGAGGCAGCCAUUUACGGCGGUAACGGGGAGAAAACAGAGACUACAAUGAUGUCAAGCCAAGAGUAUAUGUCGAUGGUGAAGAGAAUGGCUGAGCUGGAGGAGAAAUGCAGGUCUUUGGACAACCAGCCUGCGUCUUUCUCGCCUGAGAAAGAACAGAUCCUCACCGCCGCUCUCAGCCGCGUCGACGAGCUUGAGGUUCAGUUGGCUCAGACCAAAAAGACACUGGACGAAGCCAUGGCUACGCAGCAUGAGAUAAUGGCUUAUAUCGAGAAGAAGAAAAAGAAGAAGAAGUUCUUUGGAUUCUGAAAGACUUGAUGAUGCCUCAAGACUUUUGAAGAAACCUGGAAAUAUAUAAAUCCAUAUUUAUUAUAUAUAUAUACAAAUAUAAAUAUAUCCGUGAAGAGUAUAUAAAGAUGAUAAAAAAAAAUGUGGAGAUAUGCUUUCUGUAAAUGUUUUGUUGUUUUGUCUCUUGGAAAAAUCUGAAAGCUUAUGUUUUUACCACUCAUCAUUCUUUCACACCUAAUUGUAACUACUAAAAAACAAAAAUAUCUAUGUUAUAAAAAAAGUACACAAUUAUUAUAUAUAAAGUUAUUGUUCAUAUUAUAUAUACCCACAAAUCAACAAUGUUGUAAACCAACUUAGGAAUUGCAAA
This is a messenger RNA of Camelina sativa (false flax), 879 nucleotides long. NCBI's taxonomy places the organism in Eukaryota, Viridiplantae, Streptophyta, Magnoliopsida, Brassicales, Brassicaceae. The record is from RefSeq and is a predicted model, not a curated record.